AUGGUCAAGCGUUUGAUCGCCGUCCACGUUGCUUUUGAUGCCAGACGUCUGAGAGGCUUUGUCAGAUGGUGGACCAAAAAAGCUAAGGCUUGGGACAGCGUCAUCUCGUCGCCGUACCUGCUUUGCACAGCACCCACUCCAAGUAGUAGUGGCAUACCCGUCAUCACGCCCAUGCCUGCCCAUGACGACAGCAUGGCUUCCACGACACGCUUGCACUCACACCCACCCACUUGGGCAUGCCAAGACAAAGUGGGCGCUGGCCUUGGAUGUCGUCAUGGGAAAGGCGCCAUAGCGCUGUUGCUAGCUGGGGGGCUGCUAGCGGCAUCUGAUUGGCGCACCGCACAAUUUGUACCUGGCGACAGCAGCACCGCAUGCAAGAUGAUGUCGAGGCGGCCAAGUGCGCAUUGCGUGCCGCUCGACCGUCGCCAGCCAAGUCAUGCCGGAACUCUGUCGUAUAUCUGGCUUGGGUUGGCGCAGCAGUCGGGUAGUACUCGACUGGACAGCAACGGGCGCGAUGCGGUGGUGGUGAGCAAAGUCGUCGCCGCAUUCAUUGCCUUUGCAAGUGACGAGGGGAGUGGCAAAGGAGCCAAGACGAUGCAUACGGGGAACUGCCAUCUCACCGCCCACUAG
This is a messenger RNA of Bipolaris victoriae FI3, 630 nucleotides long. RefSeq lists its product as hypothetical. The record is from RefSeq and is a predicted model, not a curated record. Bases 1 to 630 code for a protein of 209 amino acids. The transcript has 5 exons. Lineage: Eukaryota; Fungi; Ascomycota; Dothideomycetes; Pleosporales; Pleosporaceae.